AUAUGAGCUAAGUUGAUUAAAAAUGAUUAAAAUGCCGUUGUUUGGAAAAUCCGUAAAAAGUCCGACAGAAGUUGUGAAACUACUGAAGGAGUCCUUGACUGUGUUGGAGAAAGGAGGGGACGGGAAGAAACAGGAGAAGGCCCAAGAAGAAGCUAGUAAACAGCUGGUUAGCAUGACAGCUAUGCUGUUCGGAACCGAGAGUGAACAGCAGUCUGAUAUUCUUGUAGCUCAGCUUUCACAGGAGAUGUAUAACUCUGGUCUGCUCCUUAUACUUCUGAGAAAUCUUCACAAAAUAGAUUUUGAAGGAAAGAAAGAUGCUGCACAGAUAUUUAAUAAUAUCCUCAGGCGGCAGAUUGGUACCAGGACCCCUACUGUAGAGUAUAUUUGUACAACACCUGAGAUACUCUUCACGUUGUGUAAAGGUGAGUGGAAAAUACAACCCCUAACUGCUCUCUUUGUUCAGGUGUUCACUCCCUACGAACAAUUAUUGAACUCUGACAACUACGUGACGAGACGACAGUCCUUGAAGCUGUUGGGUGAGCUUCUUCUGGACAGACACAACUUCUCUGUGAUGACCAGAUACAUCUCCAGCCCAGACAACCUUAAGCUCAUGAUGAACAUGUUGAAGGAGAAGGCGAGGAACAUCCAGUUCGAGGCGUUCCACGUGUUCAAGGUGUUUGUCGCAAACCCAAACAAACCAAAGCCAAUCCUUGACAUUCUGAUCCGAAACCAGGACAAGUUGGUGGAUUUCCUCUCCAAGUUCCACACGGACAGGUCCGAGGACGAGCAGUUUAACGACGAGAAAGCGUAUCUCAUCAAACAGAUUAAGGAGUUGAAACCACUUCCAGAUGACGAAUGAGAAAUAUGUUUGAAGAAAGUUGGAAGGAUAAUUAUGCGAAGGAUAUCCCAUGUUGUGACGCUGGAACCCUGAUUUCCCAGAUAUCUGCACUGUUAUUUUUCGCGCAUUUCUAACGUCAGCCCCAGAUAAUUGUGAUUUGAACCCAUGUUACUCAAAAUUGUUGCUAUGUCAAGACUUGUUUAGAUGUGUUCGUAUAUUAUAUAUAUUUGAACUGUGAAGGUUAAGCACUGAAGCAGUUUAUAUUAGAAUUAUCCUAGAGGGUGCUAUAUUUAAAUUAUAAAUGCUUGUUAAUGCAUAUAUCUUAUAGUAUCCUAUCCUGUAACCUACCAAUCUAGAUUCAGAAACAAAAUUUUAGUGUUUGACACGCAAUUGGGACUACUUAACUCUCAUUUAACGUGUCAAUUAUAUGAUUGAAAUAUGUUACUAUUAAUGCAAACCUAACGUAAAUACUUGUAUAUUCCAUUCUCUCUAUACUGUUGAGCAAAUUAUUUUAAAAUAAAUGAUGCAUGUAAG
Molecule: messenger RNA, 1372 nt
Organism: Eurytemora carolleeae
Lineage: Eukaryota; Metazoa; Arthropoda; Copepoda; Calanoida; Temoridae
Product: protein Mo25-like
Exons: 3
Coding region: 23-859 (278 amino acids)
Biological process (GO): intracellular signal transduction
Molecular function (GO): protein serine/threonine kinase activator activity
Source: RefSeq, a predicted model, not a curated record